Zalophus californianus (California sea lion) is the source of this 1086-nucleotide messenger RNA. RefSeq names its product killer cell lectin like receptor F1 (gene KLRF1). The record is from RefSeq and is a predicted model, not a curated record. The transcript is spliced from 6 exons. Lineage: Eukaryota; Metazoa; Chordata; Mammalia; Carnivora; Otariidae. The coding region runs from base 1 to 714 and encodes 237 amino acids.
AUGCAAGAUGAAGAAAGAUACAUGACAUUGAAUUUACAAUUGAAAAAAAGGAGUUCUAGCCAAACAUCCCAACUUAAAUUUAAAGAUUGUUCUGUGAUGUUGCACUGGUAUAAAAUCUUAUUGGGGAUAUCUGGAACAGUAAAUGGUAUUCUGGUUUUGACUUUGAUCUCCCUGUCUUUACUGGUUUCUCAGGGAAUAUUGCUAAAAUGCCAAGAAGCAAAGAAUUCAAAUAUCACCCAACAUGAUGAUAUUGGAAACCUGAAAAUGAACAGUGGCACAAGAGGAAAUAUAACUAAUAAGGACACAAGCCACUGUGGUUCAAAAGCUACAGACCAUUCAGGGUUGUGCCCAUCUGAAUGGCUCAAAUAUCAAAAAAAGUGUUAUUGGUUCUCUAAUGAGAUGAAAAGUUGGAAUGACAGUUACAGGUAUUGUUUGGGAAGAAAAUCUCAUCUACCAAUCAUUCAGGACCAACUUGAAAUGGCUUUUAUACAGAAAAACCUAAAACAAACAAACUAUGUGUGGAUUGGGCUUAACUUUACAUCUCUGAAGAGGACAUGGACCUGGGUGGAUGGUUCUCUGUUAGACUCAAAGACAUUUUUCAUAAAAGGACCAGCUAAAGAAAAUAGCUGUGCAGCCACCAAGGAAAACAAAAUUUAUUCUGAAACCUGCAGCAGUGUUUUCAAAUGGAUUUGUCAAUCAAUCAAUAAUCAAUGAUCAAAGUUUUUUUGCCAACUAGGUUCUAAUAUUAAUCUUAAGGAGUAAGAAUUUAAAACUACAAUUAAAAAAUAGAACUACAAUUAAACAACAAAAUGUCUUCUCCAUUUUCCCUCCAUCAUCUACCUUGGUUCUAACCUUAGAGUACACCAUGUAAACAAUCUAAAAUAGUCCCUUUCAAUGUUUUAUGUGGUAAUAUAAUCCACUGUGAGUCCAUGCAUUCAUACUCAGGAUUUUUAUUCAUUUUUCAUUUUACAACAAAUGUGAUCAAAUUAUACCUGCUUUUCUGUAUUGUGCUUGUUUAAUUUGUAAUAAUAUCCUAUGCAAAUUUCAUAUAAUUCUGAGUUGCGCUUUAGUAUGGAUUCAUACAUU